This is a messenger RNA of Anthonomus grandis grandis, 9855 nucleotides long. RefSeq names its product zinc finger protein OZF-like. Gene Ontology annotation, biological process: regulation of transcription by RNA polymerase II. Gene Ontology annotation, cellular component: nucleus. Lineage: Eukaryota; Metazoa; Arthropoda; Insecta; Coleoptera; Curculionidae. Gene Ontology annotation, molecular function: DNA-binding transcription activator activity, RNA polymerase II-specific; RNA polymerase II cis-regulatory region sequence-specific DNA binding. The transcript is spliced from 4 exons. Bases 298 to 1551 code for a protein of 417 amino acids. The record is from RefSeq and is a predicted model, not a curated record.
UUAUAUUUAUACGAUAAAGUAUAAUUAAACUCCCGAAUAAUUAUAUUUCUAAAAAAAAAUUUCGGAAAUUGUAUGGAAGAGUGACAACAUUGCCGACGUAUUUGCAUGCCCGUCACCUGACAUAACCGUCAUUCAUAAACAUCAAAACACAAAACAGCUGUUUAGAGAUCUGUAAUAAUAAUUUGGGGAUAUGACCUGACUGUGGUUCUAAUUUUUAAUCUGAAUUCAAAAUUAUUUAAAACAAAAUGUGACUUUCAUUAGUCCUUUUAAUAAAGUGAUGUUUUUGGAUAACUCAAUAUGAAUAACAACAAUAUUGGAAAUCCUGCAGAGACAGGGUUGUGGAAUUUAGAUACAGGUUUAGCCCACACAGGAGACAUUUCUUUAAAACCAAGACCUUAUUUUCCAGUUGCAGCCACCUGUCUCUUAAAUGAUCCUACACUAGUUAAUAACUUCACAAGUCAUCAUUGUGCUAUACAAGGUUGUGCAUGUGCUGGAAACCUUAAAACAUCAAAUGGUAUAUUGAGCCAUACUGAGGAUCAUUUUUUAAGACUUGGGUCUGCAGACUUACUAGAUACAGAUGAGAAUCAUAAAAUUCAACUACCUUCUCAGUUACUGAUAAAGGAACCUGACAAAUUUAAAGUUGAAGAAAGGCCAUAUAAGUGUGAGCAACCUAAUUGCAAUAAGACAUUUUUAUUAAAACAUCAUUUAGCAAACCAUGAAAAGAUACAUACUGGGGAGAGGCCUCAUGUUUGCAAGCAUUGUGGCAAAAGUUUUACUCAUAAAUACUGUUUGAAUACACAUUUAGUGUUGCACACCAAGGAGAGACCACAUCAGUGUUCUGAGUGCAAUAAGAGAUUCACAUUAAAGCAUCAUCUGAUAAGCCAUAUCAAUGUUCAUAAAAGGGAACGACCAUUUUUUUGUGGGGAAUGUGGGAAGAACUUCCCUUUAAAGAAGCAGUUAAUAACCCAUGAAAAAUAUCACAGAGGAGAGAGACCUUUUGUUUGUAAAGAAUGUGGGGACACCUUUGCCCAAGAAAAUCAUUUGGUUAUGCACUUAAGGUUCCAUGGCUCAACUUGUCCUUAUGUAUGUCGAGACUGUGGUGCCACAUUUACUCGCAAAUUUGAACUCGACAACCACGAGCGACUUCAUGGAAAAGAACCCUUGGUUUGUGGAACUUGCAACAAAGAGUUCUUGCAAAAGAGAACCUUAAUGCAACAUUUAAAAACUCACGAAACAAAAACCUGCCGUUACUGCGGUGAACAAUUUCCGAAACCACAAAAUUCGAACGAGAGUUUUGUCCAUUUUUGUAGCGGAGACAAAAAAUCGCAAUUAAUCAAACCAGGCGUAAAGCAGAAAACGUUGAAAGUGCCGAAGCCUAACAAAAAGUUCUUUUGUGAUAUUUGUUUUAGAAAAUUUGGCGCCAAACAUGGACUAACGCAGCAUAAAAAAAGGCAGCACAGUAUUGGCGGAAAUAUAUUUUCAUGCCAUAUAUGUAGUAAGAGUUUUCGAGAUAAGAAUGAGUUAAUUAAUCACAAACAUAAUAUAUUAUAAGAGACUGUAGGUUAAAAAUUUUACAUUUUAAAAUUCACUUUCAAUUAAUCUUAAAGUGUUGUACAAGGAAAAUUUGAAACUCGAAAUCAAUCGCACAUUAGGUGUACUCAAUUACAGGCCUGCUUUUUUUAAUGUUUUGCCCAAAAUAAUCGAUGCAUAGGGGAAUGUCGGUAAAUUGUGCGCACCUAAGAAAAAAACCUUGGUAUUUUAGUAAAUAUGUCAUAUAAAAAUUUAGAAUUUGGAUCAGAUGUUCUUCAUUUUGUGUACUAUAAGCCGAGCGAAUCAGUAUCAAAAAAUAUAUUGUAAAAUUAAGGACAAGAUUGAAUGAAAUCUUGCCGUGCGCACGAUUACCCAGUGGUUAAUUGGGCGAACCAGUCAGGGUAAGGCCGUCGUCCCACCAAAGAUACACGACAGCGACGCCACAUCUCCGCGAUGUCGCCAGCGUGUAUCUUUCGUGUCGAACCCAUGUUUUAAAAUCAUUUUGUCCCCACCGACGCUGCGCCGAAGACACAUCCAAAAGCAUGUCGCCUUCGUGUUGCCGGGAGACUGGACGUGUCAGUUGCGAAGCAACAUUCAAGCUGUGUGUGUUGGCGUUUUUUUUCAUUUAUCGAAGUUUUGUUUUUUUGUUUAUCAUGGUACAACAAAAUGCUGAACUGGAUUUUAAUGGAUGUCUGUGCAGCUCCUUAGCAACAACAAACAUUUUUUUUUUCUCAAUAAAAGGAUGCACACACCAUGUUCUUUUUUUUGCCAUUUUAUUUUUUUUUCUAUUCGCAAAUACCAAUACAUUGCAACCACAUCCUCGUCUUCACUCGAUGACAUUUUGAACUAAACUGAACAACUAAACGUAGGAAACACGAAACGCGUAUCUUUGGUGGGGCCACUGCAUGUCGUCUGAAUGUGUCCAGUCGAAAUCGUAUCGCCUUCGCGUCGCCGUCGCGUAUCUUUGGUGGGACGACGGCCUAAUUGUGCGCAAGCAGAACAUGGUAAAUUAAAAUAGUCUAAUAGGAGAAAUAAAAAACAUAUUGCGUUAUAUAUUCAUUAGGAUCCAAAAGACAUAAAAAUAAUACAAAUUAAACAUCGCAAAAAUCGCAAACCUUUCCUUCCUUUGUUGAUUCCGGGGAAUCGACACCAGUGCAAAGGCCAUGAGACAUUGAACAUUGAAUUCAAUAUUUAUCUUUUUUUGGUUGUGUCAUCAAAAAUUACGCAUCUCUUCAUCGUUUACAUUCAUGUUCAUCACAUAAUUGACUAUCGGAGAUAGACUCGCCCUCUUCAAAAACUUUUCUUUUAACCCUUUUUUUACUUUUACUAGAUGAUCUAAAUUUAGCUUGCUUAGCCUUUUUUUCUAAUGUUUAUUUUGUUUCCUUUACUUUUUUCUCCAAGGCUGUCUGUCUUUCUUUUUUCUUUAAUGUGGCGACUAACAAAAUUUCUUUACUUCGGGUUUCUGUUAAAAUGACAUUGAACUUUCCCUGUACAUCAGGUACUUUGAGGAAUUAGAUUCAAUUCCUCAAAUAACACUUUAAGCUGCGAGCGACUGGAACUGGUAUUUAGAAGGGAACUUUUUUGUGCAGAAGUUGAAGUAGUGGAGUCUAAUUCAACUUGCUGAAAAGCUGUGGAAGUGCUUGGAACAGGUGUUUCUGGUUGAAUUUGAGAGACGUUUUCCGAAUUUGGAUAGUAUAACAGGUAGUUGUCACAUUGUCGAUUAAAAGCUGCUUUAAGAGGACCAUAAAAUGUUAAUCCAAAGGCUGUAAGCGAUGCGAGGUAUGUGGUGGUAUUGUUAGCACUUCAAUCCCAUUCAGCCUACAGAAUUCUUAAAUUUGUGAAGAAAUGUGGCUUGAGUGAUUACACCAAAUAUUACCGAAACUGGUUGAUCUGUGGAAGGUUUAACAAUUUUUUUUUAAAUGCUGAAGCCACUCAUAAAAUAACUCUUCAUUGCUCCAGCCGGAUUUAGAGCAACUAUACUUUGCAUGCGGCGCGGCGGUCCGUUUUUCUCCAAAAAAAUCUUAUCAUCUUUGAAAUAAUACUUUUAAGAGUUUCUUUAGGUUAGCAAAGAAUUGGUUAAUCUGUUCCUCGUUGAACGCAGAUAUUCAGUUUAUGCUUGUUGGUUCAGGAUUUCUUAGCGAUAACUCAUUGUUCCUUUCUAAAAAUUGAUAGUACCAAUUUUUACCUGCCAUUUUCGUUGUGUCGUUAAAGUUGUUUGGGAUGUUGUUGGCUAAUGCGAAAUCAUAUGCUAGUCGACGACGUUCAGUUCUGGUGACACCAUCAAACAACUUUGCCAUUUUUAACUCAUGACUUGCUAGACUCUUUUCUUGGUCUUCUGAAAAAGUAGAAUGACGUCCCAUGUGAGGCCCACUUAUAUCACGCCCUUCAUCAUAGUCCUUCUUUCUUUUGCGAAUGAUAGAUUCGGGAAUUCCAAACCUCCUUCCGGCAUCUCUAAUUGCGCCACAAUUCUCGACAAAUUUUAAUGCUAAUUUCAUUUUUUCUGUAUCCCAGGAGCCCUUAUUUGAUUUGCGAUUAUAUUUUGGCAUCUGAAACAAUUAAAAAAAAAAAACAUUGUAUUUCAACAAAAAUAAAUUUAAAAAGUCGGGUAGUUGUGCGCACUGCAAAAUUUAUGAAGGCGAUCUCUAAAAUUGUUCAUAACAUCACGGAGGUUCUGCUGAGGGAUUCUUUUGAUUUCCUGACGGAUUCUCGCCUUCAGUUCUUCAAGAGUACGGGGCCGGGGUUCUUCGAAAACUUUGCUUUUUAGAUGGCCCCACAAGAAAAAAUCCCAAGCAGUAAGGUCAGGUGAACGGGGGGAGGGGGGGGAAGGAAUGAAUCCGUUCCGGGAUAUUACUCGGUUUGGGGAAACUUCGUUAAGGAGAUACAUACUCACAGGAGCCGCGUGGCUUGUGGCUCCAUCUUGUUGCCUCCAUCUUGUUGCCUCCAACUGUUGCCUUGGCCAAAUGGAGAGGUUUUUGAUGGAUUUCUUGAAGGUUUUCAUCGCUCCAAUACCUAAAGUUUUGCUUGUUAACGAAGCCGGAGAGAUGGAAAUGCGCCUCGGUGUGAAGUUUGUCGUUUCCUUCCAUCAUUUCUAUAAGCGUUUCACAAAAGUGCCAUCCAAGAGCGCAGGAGUUCUCAAUGAUUUCGCACUGCCACCUCUUCUGUUUCCCGUUUCACCGAUGUUUUCACAGAUUUUUACCCAUAACUUUAUUGAGUUAACAGAAGGCACGGGACGGUUACGAUUAAUUUAAAAAAUGAACACGGAAGCGGUUGAAUAAUUAUCGCUUUGAUAAAAUGCCUUUACAGCGAAGGAGCGCUCUUGCUGAGACCACUGUUCCAUGGCAACUGAAAUGCUUUUGACGGGCAAACACAACGGUAACGUUGACAACUCGCCCCACUCACUUUUAGGCUUCACGCGCUUAUUUUAAAAUUGCAGGUUUGACUGCCGCACCUUCGAGUUCUUUGCUUCAACUUCAAGCUUUUUUGCAGAAAAAAAAUGAACCUAUUCAUGUCAAUCAAUCUAAAAGUAUUUAUUUUUCUGGCUUGGCUUAUGAUGGUAUGCCAGUCUUGAGGCACAAAGAUAUGUGGUUAAUAUUUGUGAUCUAUUUCCUCCACGGUAAAAUCUGAAGAUGCGGUAAUAUAAUUACACAGCAAUGAUAGCUUAAUGUUAUGAUUCUGUACUCCGCAUUGAUCGGAAUACUUAAUAAGUCAUUUUGAUUUAACGAAAUGCUCUAUAUAAAAUAAGAUAAAAGAUCCUACCUUAGAAUUUCUCCUUGAAGUUUUUCCUAAUUUACAGUGUGUCCCACUUAAGGAUUAGCCACCCCUCUAAAAUUUUUGUUUCUUGACCAAUUUUCAAAAACUUUUUUUGUUGGAUAGAUGGUGAAAAAUGGCACUUAUGAGCCAAGUUCGACAUUAAGAGAAAGCAGGUCAUGGCCUACUGUAUUCAAGUUUGAAGUGCGAAAAAACGAGAAGUAGUAUUAGCGAUAUUUAUUUUUGAAAAAUGGUACUGGAUUAUUGUUCAGGACCACUUAAGACAUAAGUGUACCAAAUUUGGUUAUGAUAGUAUACAGGGUGUUGAAAUAAAUUGGAGUCAAAUUUUUAAAAGGCGCAAUAACAUUCUUAAUCAAAUACGAAUAUUUUUUAAAAUUUUUGGCUAAUUAGUCUUGAGAACACAAAGGUUGGAAAUAUCCUUCAAUAAACAACAAUCGACCAUAUUAUCAUACUAUUUUGGGCUCAAUUUGUUUGUUUUUUUAUGAGUUUGUUUGUUAAAUUCCAUAGAUAUGAUUGUGUCUGGUUAAAAAUUAUUUUGUGGGAAUUUUACCCAAGUAUGCUAUGAAAGAAAAUGUUCCUGACAGUUUGUCAAAGUUUUCAUGCAUUUAGUUCAUUUUGACUGCUUGUCGAACAAUUAUGGGUGAUUAUAAUUUAAACGAAAGAGUUGAAGUAGUGCGGCUAGCUGGCGAUGUUAGAACAUUUCGUGAAGCUGCAGCGAAAUUUAACAGGAAACAUCCUGGUAAAAACAUCCACCAUCCAACAAUAGCCAGAAUAAACUACGGGUUUGAUCAGUCUGGUUCAGUAGGCGGAGUACGUCCUCAUUUACAUCGUAAUCGAGCAAGUAAUAAUAACCAAAUAAUUCUUGAAUACUUUAAUGCUACUCCGCAAUCUAGCAUUAGAGUCGCUAGUGCCAACUUAAAUAUUUCCAAAAGUUGCAUUGCGAGUGUUUGGCUAACCCUACAUUUUUGAAAAAUAUUUUAUACACCAAACGCAACAAUUACUACAAACGGCAUUGUGUCAUCUCAAAAUAUUAAAAUGUGGAGUAACGUAAAUCCCCAUUGGGUGAUACAAUGUAAAAGGCAGUAUUCGCAGAAAAUUAAUGUAUGGUGCUGUAUCUUGAACGAACGUAUAAUCGGGCCGUUUUUCUUUAAUGAAAAUCUAAAUGGACUUAAUUUUCUUUGAUUCCUGGAAGGUGAUUUUAGUGACGUAAUCGAUGAUUUGCCGUUAGCCGAAACAAAAAACUUACAUAUACAAUUUGACGGUGCGCCUAUCCACAAUGCAGUGGUAGUGCGGAAUUGGCUAAAUCAGAAUUAUCCGAAUCGAUGGAUAGGACGAGACAGUCCAUUAAUUAAGUGGCCAGCACGAUCCCCCGACCUUUCUCCCUUAGAUUUUUUUCUUUGGGGAACCCUUAAAAACAAAGUGUACAAAUCAAGACCGCAAAUUCUACAUGAUUUUUGUGAGCGCAUUAGACAAGAGUUUAAUGAAAUAAGCAGGGUACAGUUAAGAAGGGUGGUAGUAAACAAUAGAAGAUGCAUAGAAAAAUGUAUAAGAAAUAAUGAAGGACGUAUUGAAGGAAUUAAUAUUUAGUUUUGUGGCAUUAAUUUUUAAAUUUGAGUGUUAGCAAAGAUAAAAUACUAGUAGUAUUAUUAUCUUUGGUGUUAGGUAAUUCCUUAAGGUAAUUAUUUUCAGUUUUUGCUGCUUAGCCUACAUUACAUUAUUAAGUAACUAGUGAAGUGUGAAUUGCAACCUAACAAUGAAAUAAAACUAAAAAACUUAUAAAUAAAGUUGUAUUAUUGUGAAGCCCAAAAUAGUAUUGUUAUGUUAUAAAUAUUAUCCCGGCAAGACUAUCCGGUUUACAGGGGCUAUUUCUAGGGAGUUGAGUUUGUUCGACAGUCUUGGUUUAAGAGUUCUAAACAACAAGAACAACUCCCUAGAUCUGAUAGGUUCCAGAAACCCUGUUAAAUUUAAAAGAUGGAACAAAAAAAAGAACCUAUCAGGCCGGCUUCGUGGGUUCUCUGUAUGGUCAGUUGCCUCAGUCACACUCACUCACUUAGUAGUAAAACACCUUAAUUUAAUUUAAAUAGGGUGUUUAUUAAAGUCUUCAUACUCAAUAGCUUAAUUUAUCAGAAACAAGGAGUUAAAUCUACAUGGUAAGUAAAUAUAAGUAAAUAUACAAGUUUAUAACCCAAAGGUAGAUACCUGAAUUCGUCAGUGAUCACUUCGGAAGCAUUACAUAAUAAGGCGUAACAUUGAAUUGUUUUAAUUUAGAUAAUUAUACCAUAAAUAUAGUUACUUAAGUUUUAAAUAUUAAAAUGAGAAAGUUAUAAUAAAUUCAUGUUAAAUCAUACAAAAAACAUCAAAAGAAGAAUAUGGUUAAGAUUAAAAGAAUGUGCUUACGGGUCAAGUUCCAUGGUGUUCUUCUUUCGGGGGCGAGAGCCCGCGAUGGGCAAUUUUUCACCACAUAGGGCUUACGGCAUGAUGUGUGUUGACGGGGCUAAGGGCGGCGAAAUUAUUUUUCAGGCCUCAGGGCGAAAUCCUCAUCACUGCUGGGUCACGGCUGGCGGUUUACACUGUCAUAUUUAAGAAGCCCUAAGAGAGAUUUCUCAAUGGAAACACGGAACACCAAAUAAAAUGUCACCAACGGUGAAAACUACUUACGAAGUUUCGAGAGGCAUCAAACUACUAAAACCCAUCCUGCUUCAAAAAUAUUUCGUUGAAACUGAAGAAACACUAAUGCAUUUUAGUUUUAGAUGUUAUUUUAACAAAAAAAGGUGCUGGCGGAGAGAGAUGAUAAUAGAUUUAUUUCAAACCUCUCUCCGUCACAGCGGGCAGCACGGUUCACUCUUGACGGACGCAGGAGCUGGAAAGACCCCCAGAUGCGUCGCGGAACUGCUUAAGUAGUAGUCCAAAAGACGUCUGGGCGCAAGACCGGAGAUUGAGGAACUUCACUCGUUACUUUAUGGGUUUAGCCGCUAUGGGCCCAACCAAAACCCAUACAUAGGUCACUAAUAAGCAAACCAUAGAGUGCCUAGUGGAAAGUACAAUUACGGGCCAAAUCGUAAUAAUUCGACACGCGGCGCCACUGGCGUCCGCUUUAGUAAACCGGUUGACCAAUUCAAUUGCCGUGAAAUCUUCUCCAUGCACAGCAUAUUGUAAACAAUAACAAAGAAUUAAAAUGGUGAUAAUAUUGAUAGUGGUUUAAUGAAAAAUAUUGGCGAAUUCAAUUAAGAGUCGAAGGCAAUUGUAAUUAUGGUGGCUGUCUCAGUUUUGAAAGAAAAAUUUAGAAUAAAGUCAUUUUUAAAUAUUUUAACCAAAUGAAUAAAAGUUAGGAUUCUCCAGAUCCCGUCUAAAGCGUAAUUAAUCCUGCAACAGUAUGAUAAUAUGAUCGAUUGUUGUUUAUUGAAGGAUAUUUCCAACCUUUGUGUUCUCAAGACGCUUGCCAAUUAGACAAAAAUUUAAAAAAUAUUCGUAUUUGAUUAAGAAUGUUAUUGCGCCUUUUAAAAAUUUGACUCGAAUUUAUUUCAACACCCUGUAUACUAUCAUAACCAAAUUUGGUACACUUAUGUUUUAAGUGGUCCUGAACAAUAAUCCGGUACCAUUUUUCAAAAAUAAAUAUCGCUAAUACUACUUCUCGAUUUUUCGCACUUCAAACUUGAAUACAGUAGGCCAUGACCUGCUUUCUUUAAAUAUCGAACUUGGCUCAUAAGUGCCAUUUUUGACCAUCUAUCCAACAAAAAAAAAGAAAAUUGGUGAAGAAACAAAAAUUUUAGAGGAGUGGUUAACCCUUAAGUGGGACACACUGUAUUAUAACAUUUUAAAAGUGAUAUUUCAAAGUUAUAUAUAUAUAGCAAAUAUAUAUAUAUAUAUAUAUAUAUAUAUAUAUAGAUUUAAAUAAUACUUCUAUUUUUCUUAUUAUCAACCCCUUAAUUUACAAGAAACAAUAAAACAUUCAAUUUUUGUUUAGUUGAUUUUAAGAAGUGAUGGCGUAAGUUGAUAUAAAAGGCAACUUGCUGUGGUUAAACAGCCUAAAAAAAAGUCAAAUCUUUCAAAAGUGGGAUUUUGAGACUCGUAAAAAGAUGUUUUACGGUGGUAGCGAUAUUUCCGUAGGUAGUCAGACCCUUCAUAAGAGGUCUGUGUCUUUCGUACUUUUCCCCAGGAUGAAAUAAUCAGUGUCCUCCAGGAAGAACCGAAGACGGAAUAACCUGGAGCUACGUUUUUGUUGACUAGCUGGAUUGUGUCUUGGAACACCUAAAAAAAGUAUAUCCAGGAACGUUGUAGUAAAUCUAUUUAAAACUUAUGUAGCCCUCGUUCGCAAUGAUUGAUGGGUUACCCAUGCCUAAUAUUUUUUGCCGAUAAGAUAUUUUAAUCUCCAAGGGUUACGUAUUGGUAUUUAGUAGAUUGUAAAAUUUUAAAAAAAGAGGACUUUUGACAUGUAAUCAAAACCUGGUCCGUAUAACUGAUACCAAUUUUAUCCCCUGAUGAUGGACACUGCUGUGUCCGAAACAUGUCGGGAAUUUAAAAAAACUGAAUCAUGUUUAAUAAAUAAGUGGAAGGAGA